AUGGGAGAGAACUUUGAGGCAAGUCGCAUUCGCGUAGGCAUCUUAGGCGCCGGUAUCGCCGGCUGCUGCCUAGCUGUCGGUCUUCUCCAGAAUCCACUUUUGGACGUUCAGCUGUUUGAGAGAUAUUCAGACAUCCGAGUCCGCGGGUCCGGUCUUGCACCACAUGGAAACGCCAUCAGGGCCAUGGAUUUGAUCUCGCCCAAGAUCAAGCGGGCGUACUUCAAGAAAUCGCACUUCAUGGCUGGUGACGAGAACACGGAAAUGGCAACACAGUUCAAAUUGACCAGUGGUGAACACGCUGGAGUUAUCUUUGCUGAGUUGGGAAGGGCCAAGGGCAGGCGGACCGUUCACCGCGCGCACUUCAUACAAGGACUCCUUGAAGAAGACGUGGUCCCGCAUCAGCGCGUUCACUUCAGCAAGCGAGUCGCUAAAAUGGAGGAAGACCCUUUGACACGUAAAAUCACCGUUGCGUUCGAAGAUGGCACUCAAGAUGUGUUUGAUAUUGUUUUCGGUGCAGAAGGUGUCAACAGCCCGACGAGGAAGUUUGUUCUGGGGCCUGGUCAUCCAAACGCAGCUCCAGUCAAUCACGACCAAUGGCGCCAGUUCCACACCACCGUCCCCAUGUGCGAAGCCAAAAUGGUCGUCCCUGUAGAGUCAGUCAACACGGUCAUCACGUAUUGUACACCUUAUGGGUUCAUCAACGCUAUCCCGCUUGACCUUGGCCAGACGUUCAGCGUGGGCUGCUAUCAAAGGGACACCAAAUGCCCGGAACGUGGGGUCCCAUUAGACCCUCAACUCUGGAAGGGUUCACUUCCAGGGGUAGAUGCCUUGAUAUCUCUUUUAGAGAAAGGGCACACAGAGGACUGGACUCUUCAAGACCAUGACCACGCCCCCUCCUACUACAGAGGAAGGGUAGCCAUGGUCGGUGAUGCCGCCCACGGGACACUUCCUCACUCAGGCAACGGCGCUGCUCAAGCGAUCGAGGAUUGCUCAGUGCUCACCGGCAUCUUCUUGCGCUUGACAUCCCUAGACGAGGUUGAAGCCGCUUUCAAAUCCUAUGACCAAGUGCGGAUUCCUAGAAGUCAAAAGAUUGUAGAGAUCACGCGAAGUUUCGGGCGACUUUACAGCCGCGAUCCUCACGAAAUUGUCUUGGAUGAGAUGAAGGCCGAGAUGAGGGAAGGUGGGAUUUAUAUCAACGGUGUGGACAUGGAGGCUCAAGUAGAGAGUGCCGUUGAUGCCUUUGAGAGAUUCAAAGGGAUUCAACUUGAUGUUUGA
This is a messenger RNA of Colletotrichum lupini, 1275 nucleotides long. RefSeq lists its product as uncharacterized. Gene Ontology annotation, molecular function: FAD binding. The record is from RefSeq and is a predicted model, not a curated record. Bases 1 to 1275 code for a protein of 424 amino acids. The transcript is spliced from 2 exons. Gene Ontology annotation, biological process: secondary metabolite biosynthetic process. Lineage: Eukaryota; Fungi; Ascomycota; Sordariomycetes; Glomerellales; Glomerellaceae.